CCGGAGCGCGCGCGGGGCCAUCUCCGGGAACACCCUCCUCCCAGCCCGAGAGACCAGGCGCCCCCCGGGUUCGGGAGCCGCGGGGCAGAACAAUCCGGGGCAGGGCUCGCCUCGCCAGUGACAUCACUCCAGAAGCUACUCUCCGCUCCCGGCGCCUGCCUUCGCGAGGCGUCAGUCCGUUUGUCCGUUCCCUUCCGUCCACUGCAGGAAAGGAGGGCUUCGGCGCCGAGCAGGGGACAGAGCCGGGCACCCGAGGAACCGCCGGACCUGGAGAAGGAGGAGGGAGAGCGAAGGCAGCGAGGGAAGGAGGACCCCGGCAGGCGACAGCAUGAAAUUCAGCCCAGCACACUAUUUGCUGCCUCUCCUGCCCGCGCUGGUCCUCAGCACCAGAACUAUCACGAACUAGAAAGGAAGCUAAAGGAAAUUGCUAAGGAAAGAAGCAUCAUGCUCCAUCAGAUGGCGAAGAAUUCAAGAGAACUCGUUGGAAUUAAAAGCAACCUUCAAUCUUUGAAAAAUGAUGAAAAAAAUGCCAAAGAUAAUGUUCAGAAGCUCCUGAUAAUAGGGACCGAACAAAGAGAACAGUUGAAGUCUCUCCAUGAAACCCUGCAUAUUCAACUUAAAGAGGCAACUGAAAAAGCAGAAAAACAACAGUCUACUAUCGUUUUUUUAAAGUCUGAAUUGGAAAGGAAGAACAAAAUGAUCCGAGAUCUCCAAAAUGAGAAUAAAAGCCUGAAAAACAAACUCUUGGCAGGAAACAAGCUGUGUGGCAUCCAUGCAGAAGAGGCAAAAAAAAUUCAAGCCCAGCUGAAGGAUAUUCAUUAUGGGAAGAAGGAUUUAUUACUUAAGGCCCAACUGCUUACUGAACUGGAACAGAAAUUAGUUGUGGCCAGAAAUGAACUAGAAAAAGCAGCUCUUGACAGGGACUCACAGAUGAAAGCAAUGAAAGAGACUAUUCGACUCUGCCUGUCAACUGUUUUUAACAACAAUUCACCUACUGAUAUUAAUAUACCUCAAGUAAAUCCAACUCUGAUGGCAAUUGCAAAUACACCUACUGUGCCUGUGAACCCACAGGAGCAGACACAGCAUCAGAUAAAAAUCCCUCAUGUACCAACUUUGUCUGGACAGAAUGACAGCAUUCAAUAUAAGUCAGUCAUUGGAGAAAAUCUAACAGUCACUGCCUGUAAUCCUAAUGAGGGCAGGGACUGUUCAAUGACUGUUCAAGACUCUAUCCCAAGGAAUGAUGCUUUGCAAAAUAACAUUACCAUGCAGAUGCAGGAACUUCAUAUAAAGCCUUGUACUGGUUGUGAGGAAAACACAAACCUGGAAAAACAAUUGACCAGCUUUGAAGGAACGACAGCUAGAGAAGAGAAAAUACUGUAAAUUCCAAGAAACUAUGUCUAAAACAUUCAUUUGCUAUUGUCUUCAUACUCUUUCUAGACCACAGGCUUGAUGGAAAUACUGAGUUUUUAAAGCAUGCAACUUUUUCACAAUUUUAUGUAACUUUAUAAAGUAGUCUAUAAAUUUUCCAACGGAUGACUGGCUAAUUAUUAUAUUUAAGCAAUAACCUAAUUAAAUGGAUAUGCACAGUCAUAAGCAGUCAUUGUCAUCAGUGAAUUGCCUAGUAUAAUAAAUUGGUCUCUUUCGAACUCAAAGAAAUUAUAAUUUAAUUCUAUUGGCUAAUUGAAGACAUGGUACUUUUCUGAUCUGUUUUUUAAAAAAUAAGCUGAUGCAUAAAAGUGUAGACACAGCAUUUUUAGUAACCCAAUUAAAUGCAUAUCAAGAUUUGGUCUGCACUAGAUAACUGGAAUAACUUUCUUCAAUGUUGGCAUCUGUACUGACAUGCAUAUAUUAUUUGAGGUGUUUAUUGCUAUUUUAAUAAUUAUUGUUAACCAUGCCUAAAUAAUGCCAAGGCAAUUCUGUUAAGGAGUUAGUAAGUUAAAAAUUUAUUGAAUAUGCUUAGUAUGAGAUGAUAAAGCACCUAUGUGACUUAAGGAUUUCUGCAACAAAUGAUUAGCGUUCUUGGCAUUAUAGAAAACAUGCCUUCUAGUUGUUUGCUAGAAUUAUUUCAAGGUAGGAAUCAUAUCAUUUGGAAUGCUCUACAUUAUUUUUAGAAUGAAACAGGGCAAUAGGAUGUGUGAUGAGUAGAUAUAAAUAUGCAAGUACGUAAUAAACAUUUUAAAAUGGGGUUUUGAUAAAAAAUAAAGAAGCCAUGUAAAUUAGAAUUCCUAGAUUUGUAUUUUUUAAAUAAUAUAGGUUAUUAAAACAUACCAGUGGUUUGAAAAUCUUUGCAAAUUGGAGUUAGUCUACAUACAAAUAUAAAUGUUCUGAAUGUAGCUCAUAACAAAAGAAAUUGACACUUAAAUUAUUACCAGUUGAUGAUAUGGGUACAUCAACCAACUUAAAGACUCAAUUUAACAUGGGUUAAAUUGUCCUGUUAUAUCACUUUAACAGAAUGCGUCCACUUCUACAGGUCAGACAUACUUUACAAGUGCAGACUAUAAAUAGAACCAUCAGUUUUAUAUAAGGAAUAUGCUUGCUAGUAUAUUGAAGCAAUGUGCCAUGGUAGGCUAUCUUAAAAUAUUUAAUUUUAAAGUGUAUUAAAUGGGCUGGAGGCAUAGUGCAGAGUGUAGAGAACUUGCAUGUGGCCAACAGAGAUUCAAUCCCCUGCACCACAUAUGGUCCCCUGAGCAUUGCUAGGGAUAAUUUUUGAGCAAAGAUCCAAAAGUAGCACCUGAACAUUGCCAGCAGUAUUAAAAAUGUGUUAAGUAUGGAAAAAAUGAAAUACUUAAAAUCCAGAUAUAGUGAACAUCAAUCAUUGAAAUUAUGCUUACUGUUUUUGGGGAGAUGAUAAGUCAUAGAUAUCAAGAAAAUAAAACAUAUUUUAGUUUUUGGGGUCAUACCCAGUGAUGCACAGGGGCAACUCCUAACUUUGCAAUCAGGAAUUACUCCUGGUGGUGCUCAGGGGACCAUGUGGGAUGCUGGGAAUCGAACCUCGGUCGGCCUCAUGCAAGGCAAAGGCCCUAUCUGCUGUACUAUCACUCCAGCCCCCCCCCCAAUAGUUUGCUUUUUAAAAUGUAGUAUUUUAUAUAUUCAGUUGGCAGAGUAGUUCAGUGGUAUUUAUCAGAAGAGGCCAUUUCAGAUUACAGGCAUCUAAGAAGGAAAAAUAAUCAAAGGAAAACCCAUAGUAUUUCCAGUUGUAAUUGACAAAAAUUUAUAAAAAAUGACCAAGGAUUUGAAUUUCUACGGACACCCUAUCCUACAUCACAAUACAAUUUAAUUCAAUGAAGAGGUAUAUGGCUAUAUUCACGAGUCUCUUUGAGUGUCUUUUUUCCACCAUAUACAAUAAUGAUCACCAUCUUAAUGGUUACUAAAAACAAAGUAGAUAAUUCAGUUAAAGAAUACAGAUAUUUAGUCUAAAUAUAGUUUCACUUCCCCAUUACCACAUAUACUUCAACGAAUCUUCUUGAACAUGGAUCUUGUUGACCAUCUGUCUUCAUUUCACUGUAGAAUAGUAUUUAGAAAAUGGCCAUUGGAACGAAUAGAGAAUCAGAUAGAUAUUUUCUGAAAAUUCUACAGAAUAACACAUUAAAUUAUUAGAAUUUGGUAAAAGAAAAAUAAAUGAAAUCUGAGGGAUUUCAUAUAAAAUUACUUUAUCUUCUAAUAUCCCUUAUAAUGUAUAAUAUAUAAUCAAUUUGGUCCUCAUCAUUAUUUGAAUGAUGAAGUGUGUUUAAAUUGGAUAUAUUAUUUAAUUAUCCACAAAUAAAUUAAUUCUGAUGAUAUUAGUUCUUUCUUUACAUUGUUUUAACACAUUUAUGAAUUUUCAGCAGGAGAACUUUAUCAGUAUUUUAAGAAGUACUCUGAAAGUUUCCCUUAUUUUAAUCAUGGCAUUAUUAUUUAGUGUUUCUAUGUUUUUAACAUAUUAAUUUUCUUUUUCUUAGCCUUUUGAUUAUUUUAAGAAAAAAUAGAUAUUUAAAAUAUUUUGCUUAUACUAUGAAUUGUGUUGAUAAUAUAUAUAACAUUUAUUUUUCUUUUAAUUAAUAGCAAUAUAAUCUUUGCCCAGAGUGAUAGUAUAGCAUGUGAGGUGCUUGCCUUAUAUGAAGCUGACCUAGGUUUGGUCUUCUAACUACCCAUAUGCUCUACCAAGCCUGCCAGGAUUGACCCUUGAGUGGAGAACCAGGAGUUAGCCCUGAGCACUGCUUAGUGGUCAAAACCCAUACCAAAAAUAAAAGUAAAAAAUUUGAGUCAAGGAACUGACAUUCAUAGAUUAGCUAUUCUAAUAUGAAAAAUAAAUAUUAAAGUUAGCAGACCAAAUCUUGAUGAUAAAAUAACUUUAAGUGUAAACUUUGAAAGACUUCUUAUGCUUUUAAGAGUAUUCAUCAAUUUAGAUGGAAAGCAAACUUAUUUUUCCCUUAUUUUAGCAUGAGCAUAACCAGAAAUAACAAAAAAUGUACUUCUCAUUUUCUUAGAGUUCUAGUCAAUGAUACAUAUCUACUCUGACAUAGAAAUUUUUAGAGGUAAUUACCUAAAUGAGUCCUGACUGUAGCUGGCCAAUGCCAAUAUAUUCAGAAGAAAAGUUAGUAAUUUCAUAACUCAUCUAAAUAAAAAAAAUUUGUGAUAAUCUCUGAAAAUGAAUAUACAAGAGGGAUAGCUACAUUCCUUAUUAUUUAAACAGAUACUUAACAUACAUUGAAUUGUUAUUUCAACACAAUUCUGUUUCAAAAUAUAUAGCAUAUUGCAAGUGAAAUUCAGUUCAGUUAUAUUUUAAUAGAUGUUUGCUGUUUUAGAGUAAAAAGGUGGAUUGCUGGAUAUAACAAUACCCUUAAACUUUGCUAUGAUGGAAUGUAUUAGUUUUAUAACUCAGGAACUUAGCUUAGCACUAAUAUAGCAGAGACAUAAAUAAUGGUACUAUGGUGUGUAGAGUUAGCUGACCGAAAACAAGAGGAUAUACAAAACAUUACUUCUUUUCUAAGGAGGCUGUUUUCUUAGGUCUGAGUACAUUUAUAAAUUAGUGCAAACCAUGUAUUUAAAUGGAUUAAUUUAUGUUUCAAAGGUACUGAGAAAUGGCCUAGUUUUGCACAAUGUUUCUUUCCAAGAUUACAAUGAACUAGUCAAAAAGCAAAUAUUAAUAUUCAAAAUUGUACCCAUUUCUGUCAAUCUGAUUCAAAUAUUUCUUCAGAUAGUUUUGUGCGUAUUUUUCAGUUACUUUGCUGAUGCCCAGAAGUGUUUAUUUUAUCUAAUUUGGAGUGUUAUUAAUUGGAGUCCUAUGAGGGAAGAUAUUUUUGUCUUUUACUUUAUAAAUGAAGAUCAGAUGCUUAAACUAGCUGUGUCAUAGAAUUUGCUCAAGUAUUUUUUAAAUAAGUAAUUCAAAACCUGAAACAAUAAGGGUAGUAGUUGAAGAAACAAAAAUUCUUUAAAAUGAUAAUAGAGUAUUUUUAAAUGUGGUUAUUUAGGGAAAAAAAUGAAUGUUAUGCUUUGACUUUGUUUUGGUUUAGUCUAUUUUUCCUUUGUCUUUAUAUCUAAAAGUUGUAUAUGUAGACCUGUGGCUAUGGGUUUUAUCAGAUCAGACUGAUACUCCUGAAUGAAUUUUUAAAUAAAGGUCAAUGUUACUAAUACAA
Messenger RNA from Sorex araneus (European shrew), 5615 nucleotides. It is a transcript of the gene LUZP2, whose product is annotated as leucine zipper protein 2. The record is from RefSeq and is a predicted model, not a curated record. The transcript has 12 exons. The annotation marks the transcript as partial. Lineage: Eukaryota; Metazoa; Chordata; Mammalia; Eulipotyphla; Soricidae.